Molecule: messenger RNA, 915 nt
Organism: Thamnophis sirtalis
Lineage: Eukaryota; Metazoa; Chordata; Lepidosauria; Squamata; Natricidae
Source: RefSeq, a predicted model, not a curated record
CAGGAGGAGGAGAGGAGGAGGCGGCGGCGGUGCGGCGGCUGCGGAGCCGCCGAGGAAGGCGGAAGAUGUCGGGUCUCCAGGCGGUGCGGAUCAGCAUCGAGUCAGCCUGCGAGAAACAUGUGCAGGAGGUCGGCCUCGAUGGCAGCGAGACUUACCUGCAGCCGCUUUCCAUGUCGCAGAACCUGGCCCGCCUGGCGCAGCGCAUCGACUUCAGCCAAGGCAGCUCCGGUUCCGAAGAGGACGAGCCCGCCCCGGCCGGAGAGAGCCGCGAAUGGCCCGGGAGGGAAGAGGAAGAGGAGGAGGAAGGCCUGAUAAAAUUCCAGCCUUCUCUCUGGCCUUGGGAUUCAGUGAGGAAUAACUUAAGGAGUGCUUUGACAGAGAUGUGUGUCCUUUAUGAUGUGCUCAGCAUAGUCAAAGAUAAAAAGUUUAUGACUCUAGACCCAGUUGUACAAGAACCAUUUACUCAAAAGCAGAAUCCUCAGGUGUUGCAGCUGAUGUCCAAGAAAAAAUCCUUAGCUGGAGCAGCCCAGAUUCUUCUGAAAGGAGCAGAAAGGUUAUCCAAAUCAGUUGCGGAAAAUCAAGAAAACAAGCGGCAAAGAGAUUUCAACUCCGAACUACUCAGGCUGAGGCAGCACUGGAAACUGAGAAAAGUGGGAGAUAAAAUCCUUGGAGAUUUGAGCUACAAGAGUGCAGGGUCUCUAUUUCCACAUCACGGUACCUUUGAGGUCAUAAAAAAUACUGACAUUGAUCUGGAUAAAAAGAUUCCCGAUGAUUACUGCCCUCUGGCGGUUCAGAUUCCAAGUGAUUUGGAAGGCUCUGCCUAUAUUAAGGUAUCUAUUCAGAAACAAGCACCAGAUAUAGGAGACCUUGGAAUAGUCAAUCUGUUUAAAAAACCUAUCUUGAAAUCUAAGCCAG